Messenger RNA from Clarias gariepinus (North African catfish), 3344 nucleotides. It is a transcript of the gene evla, whose product is annotated as Enah/Vasp-like a. The coding region runs from base 648 to 2474 and encodes 608 amino acids. The transcript is spliced from 14 exons. The record is from RefSeq and is a predicted model, not a curated record. Gene Ontology annotation, molecular function: actin binding; SH3 domain binding; profilin binding. Gene Ontology annotation, biological process: protein homotetramerization; actin polymerization or depolymerization; positive regulation of actin filament polymerization. Gene Ontology annotation, cellular component: cytoskeleton. NCBI's taxonomy places the organism in Eukaryota, Metazoa, Chordata, Actinopteri, Siluriformes, Clariidae.
UGUUUCUUAGCUGACUGGAUCACUUAAAAUAGAUGGCGAAAGGACGAAAAACCACAGAGAGAUUUAGUGUAAUGAAAUAAAAGCAGUUGGUAAUGUGAAGAAGUUAUUGAACCUAAGAAGAAUAACCGCCACACCUUACAACACAGACGUUGCAGUAACUCGUACUUACCAGUAGGGGCCAGCGUUUCCCGGUUCUUUACCUUCGCUGCCUUCAAACCGGCUUGCCUAAAUUCAGGAGGGAGUUAAAACGGCAUCUCCGGAGCGCACGAGCCACUCGGCGAUGUUAUAUGGGCGCGACCGUUGUCUGAUCAUGGAAUUGGUUUUAGAUAUAUAUGGUAUAUAAAUAAGAAGAAAUUUAAUGCCUUAUAAUGCAGACAGAGGCUGCUGACUUGGCUGAGCUGUUAAGAGGGCUGUGUCGCCCAUCACUGACGGAGCGCUGUUAUCAUCACCUCGUCUGAGAGCCAUUAUUACCAAAAGAAAAAAAAAGAAAAGAAAAAAAUCUCAACGCUUUCAUCUUAUACGACUGAUCCGCGCGUCUGACCCGGGGCUUAUACGCGAUCUCAAUGCGCCGGUGAUUGUGCGGGGACACAGACCGCGUUUAGAUUUACCUCUUUAUUGUCUGAUAGCCCGUGGAGAACGCCGAUAAAAUGAGUGAACAGAGUAUUUGCCAGGCCCGGGCCUCUGUGAUGAUCUACGAUGACACCAGCAAGAAGUGGGUGCCCAUCAAGCCAGGCCAGCAGGGCUUUAGCCGCAUCAACAUCUACCACAACACUGCUAACAACACCUUCCGUGUGGUGGGGGUCAAACUGCAGGACCAGCAGGUUGUGAUAAACUACUCUAUAGUGAAGGGUCUGAAAUAUAACCAGGCCACCCCGACGUUCCACCAGUGGCGUGAUGCCAGACAAGUCUACGGACUCAACUUUGCCAGCAAGGAGGAGGCCACCACUUUUUCCACGGCCAUGCUUUUUGCCCUCAAUGUGCUCAGCUCACAAGAUGCAGCAGGUCCAGCAGGUCCAGCUGGUCAGCGGCAGAACGGACCAUCAACAGAUGACACAGAAGCACAGAGGAGGCAGAUGAUGGAGCAGCAUCAGAUGCAGAUUGAAAGGGAGCGACGGACAUCUGGCUCGGCAGUUUCCACCCUGCAGUUUAAAGUGUCUGCCUCUCAGUCCAACAUCUCCCCACCAGAAUACAGGCAGUUUCGUGCCAACACACUCCCCUCCCACACCCGCCUUGCACCCUCCCCGCCUUCCUCCUCCUGCUCCUCCUCUUCCUCACAGGAGCGAGAGAGCAUCUCUCACAUGAAGGACCCGUCCCAGAAAAAGGCUCAGCAGUUUUCACAGCUCUCCACCUCCUUGGCCUCUGCCUUCUCUCCUGUGCAGCCAGGGGGCACUCUGCCUUCUCGAAACGUGCGUCAGAUCCCUCUCUCCCCCCCUACUAGCCGCCAGUCCAACCCCAAAGACGCCACCUGGACCACUGGUCACAACUAUAGCCCAAAAAGCUCCUCACCCCAGCUGGCCAUACCUCUUAACCAACUUGUUUAUCCUGCUACCUCUACCCAGUUCGAUGCUAACAGCCAGUUAGAGCACUACUACCCUUUCUCCAAGUCUGCCGCUGGACCUCCUCCUCCUCUCCCACAGUACUGUAAUCCUGAGCACUCCUACCCUUCCCACUGCAAGGAGAUUCCCCUUUCAACUCCCAGUGGCCAGCGUAUCCAUGCCCACCAGCCAGAGUUUGCAGCCCCUUUCAGACCUCAGCCCCCCAGUGAAAACACGACUUUCUCUUGUAGCUCUGUGUCACUCAAGACCACACCCCCUGCUGUUUCUCAGGCUGCCACGGCACCCAGCACAGGUCCUCCCAUCCCUCCGGGACAUCCCUCCAUGCUGUCCUCCACUCCCCCCGUGCAACCCCCUGCUCCUGCUCCUAUGGUGGGUCCUCCAGCUCCUCCACCACCUCCUGGACCUCCUCCCCCAGCUGCUGCACCUCCUCCUAAUCCUCCUCCUCUCCCAGCGCCAUCAGGCUUGGCUGCAGCUUUGGCUGGAGCCAAAUUGCGCAAAGUGCAACGACCUGAGGAGGGCUCAGCAGGGCUGGGCAGUGCCAAGAAUGACGCCAGCCGCUCCAGUGGAGGCAGCGGAGGAGGUGGAGAGGGCCUCAUGCAAGAAAUGAAUGCCCUCCUGGCACGAAGGAGGAAAGCUUCUGAAAAACCUGAAGACAGUCAAAAUGAAGAGGCCAACGGCUCCCCAGCCUCACGUGGCUCAGAUGCUGUGAAAAAGCCAUGGGAGCGAGCGAACUCUUCAGACAAAUCCUCUGCUGGAUCGAGGUUGAGAGCUGUCGGCAGCACCGCUGAUGGCGAAUCAGGAGACUUUGACCGAAUGAAACAGGAAAUCUUGGAGGAGGUUGUGCGUGAACUGCAUAAAGUCAAAGAUGAGAUAAUAGACGCCAUUAGAAGAGAACUUACUAGGAUGGGCGCUACAUAGUGUUUAGAAGCAUGAUGAUACCACCAGAAGGCUCUUGAGAAAGUAUGGAAAGGAUCCUUUGGCGAUUUGGAGGGAGGAACGGUCUUGCAACAUAGCUGCAACGGCAUGAAGAAAAGUUGGUGUUGCAGGAAUGUUGCAUCAACAAGGAGCAUUAAAGAAAGGAGCAAGUGAAAAGGAGAAAUGGAACGAGUGAGAGCGAGUGCUUGUGUGCAUGUGCGAGUGGAUGGAUGGAUGGAUGGAUGGAUGGACCUUCACACUGAAUUUUCUAUUUCCUCCUGUAUAAACAUUAAAAGACUAAGCCCACUGUGCAGUUUGCUGCUCCCAGUCGUUCAAGUCUUAAAAGAGAAAUUUGACUAGGUGGACCUUGAUGAAGAUAUUUGUGUUUUAUACUGUUUUAUUGUUCCAUUACUGUUAUUGUAAAAGUAACUUUAUUAUCAGUGGUAUCAGCCAGAGAAAUAGAAACACAAAAUGAAAUGUUCACUUUUUGUGUCAGCGUUUUAUAUUUUACCUUCAUACCUUUGGUUUUCGAUAAGCACAUUCAGCACACUUUUGCGCUGGUCUGUCACCAUCCUGCAUUAGUUUUCACCCCUUUUUCCUGCCGAUACAGAUGUUCACUGGAUUAUUCUUUUUUUUUUUUAGCCUGAAUUCGAACUGGUAGUGUGAAGUUAUUGAUGAUGGUCUUAUGAGAGAUGUAUCUGUAGCUAUAGCCCUGUGAAACGGCGGUUUGUGGACUUUACUCAUUUGGUUUGAACGAGAAUUGGUUCAUAAUAUUGGGUCCUAAAUUAUUAAAAUGAUUAGCCUAGCCUAUCAGGUUAAUCCUCUUAAAAGUUAACAUUAAAAUGACCUUUGAAUAAAACACUGAAUCUAUAA